AUGCAGGAGCCGGAGAUAUUCGAGCAACCCGUGGCCGACAAGGAUCCCGAAGCUCAUGGGGCCGGUGACGAGAAUGGGACUUAUGGCGGGACCAUUUACAGCAACGGGGUCUCGCCGGUGGGUGCCCGGGACGACGAGUCGGAUGAUUACCGCGACUUUGUUUUUCCUGAAGAUAGGAAACUAGGGACAUGGUCGACGGCGUUUCUUAUCAUUAAUCGGGUGGUUGGCGCCGGGAUAUAUUCGACCCCAUCGGCCAUCAUAUUUUCUCUUGAUAGCGUUGGUGUGACGCUGCUCUUUUGGGUUUUGGGGGGGUUCAUGACAUUUUGGUUGUUUGUCUACCUUGAAUACGGCACUGCUUUGCCGCGUUCGGGUGGGGAAAAAGUCUAUCUUGAGAGAGUCUAUCAAAGGCCAAGGUAUCUGGCCACAUGUAUUUUUGCAGUCGCUCACCUCCGAGUAGUCCAAUUCGUGCUCUUCGCCAUCUCAACGGGCAACAGCAUCAGUUUCAGCAGCUAUUUGCUGCGCGCUGCCACAGGGGAUCCGCAAGAGGGGGGUUGGCUGAACCAGGGAAUCGCCAUCGCUGCCAUCACUGUCCUAGUCGUUUGCCUCAUCCACUCAUUUGCCCCGCGGUGGGGUAUUUGGUUGAGCAAUGGUUUCGGUGCCUUCAAGCUCAUCAUGCUCAGCCUGCUCGUUUGUACCGGGUUUGCCGCCCUCGCCGGCAAGACGGCAGCGCCGAGACCCGAUAACUUCUCAAGUUUUCACGGAGCCGGCUCGUCGAGAUCCCCUGACGAUAACCCGACGGGGGCAGCCGGUGGGUAUUCAAUUGCUCUGCUGCAGGUGCUAUACUCGUAUAGCGGGUGGGAGAAUGCGAACUACGUUCUCACCGAGGUUCGGAACGCUCCAAAAACACUGAGGAAAGCAGCACCCAUCUCCAUAUCGGCGGUCACAAUACUUUACGUGCUCGCCAAUAUUUCCUACUUUGCCGCCAUGAGCAAGAUCGAAAUUGCCGAGGCGGGUACUGUGGUCGCGGCGCAGUUCUUCGAGAACGUAUGGGGCAGGAGUGCGUUCGUGACUAGAGUGGUACCACUCUUUAUCGGCCUGUCCGCCUUCGGAAAUGCCUUUGCGCAGUCUUUUGCCAUGCCGCGAGUGAAGCAGGAGCUUUCCAAGGAGGGCGUGCUGCCGUGGUCUCGCUUCUGGGCCAGCGACUGGCCGUUCAACGCACCAUCGGGAGCCAUAUUCUUGCAUUGGAUCUUUACGGUGGUAUUCAUCCUCGCCUGCCGAACUCCGGACGUUUACAGCUUCGUCACCAACGUCUUUAUCUACAGUGGCAACUGGAUCAAGUUCUUCCUCGCCGUUGGCCUCGUCUACCUGAACUUCGCACCGUCAGAGCGGUGGGCCGAGCAGCGCACGACAUUCCGCAGCUCGCCGCUGCUGACCAUUUUCUGGAUUUUAUCGCUUCUGUUUGUGCAAGUGGCGCCCUUCAUUGAAAACGACUUCCUCAAGCAUGUGCCAUACUACGUUUUCCCCACGCUCGGCACCAGCCUGCUGGCCAUUGGGACUGGGUACUGGCUCGUGUGGGCCAAGUUGCUACCGGCGUUUGGGUACCACAUCCAGCACGAGAUUGUGCAAAUGCCUGAUGGGAGCGAGAGGGUCAAGUACAAGAGGGUCAAGCCGAAGAAACGGAAGAAGCGGGGGCAAUGGAACCGGGAGCGAAAACGAAACGAAACUCGCUCAAGGACGUCGACCUUACUCGAGAUCAGCAACCAGAGUUUUGAACAAUAUUCCCAUCGGGCCUCGGGGCGCCGAGCCGGAGACAUCCAUUGGCAGUCGCGACCAAUGUCUUGGGACUUGCUAAAGCGGUUCCUCGAGAGCGAUGUCUUCAAUCAGAACCCCUUCCUCUCGGUGUCGUAUCUCUCUCGCUAUGCGGACCAUAUAGGGAUCCACUAUGUCCUCUGCAGCAAGCUCCGGCAGUUCCCCUACGAGGACAUCGAGUUCUUCCUACCGCAGCUAUGCCACCUGAUAAUAAGCGUCGACAACGAGUCGAUGGCUCUGGAGGAGUUCUUAUUGGACCUCUGCGAGGAGUCGGUUACCGCUGCGCUACUGACCUUCUGGCUCUUCCAAACCUACCUCCACGACCUCGCACCGAACCCCCAGACCGAGGCCUUCAAGACGUGUCGUAGGGUGUACAACAAGGUUCAACACGUUGUGUUUGGGGUUUCCGAGACAUUACGACACGAGAGGAUCACCGAGAAUGUGCUGCCGGUUACGGUUUUGGGAAGUUUCGUCCUCGCGAGCAUUGCAUGUCCUAUGCUGCCGCAGUGGGCUGGACCAUUGGCUAUCGCCCAGGCCCGGAAACCCCGCCCGGUUGUCGAGACCAUAUCCGAGCCCACCGCCGUUGAGGCGAAGAAAAACGUACCAGCUCGAGCACACACCAUCUCUGCCGGCGGUCCCCGGCCGAGACGCACCAAAGAGGGGCGCAACACGAGCGGCCAAGAGGGCAAGACGCACGCCAGCCCGCGCAAAUCGCCGGGUAGGAUCAAACUGAAGACGCCUCGGCCCCCUUCGAGGUCGAAAACGAAUGAACCCGCACCGCAGGAAGACGAAGAAGGAGAGCUCCCCAGUCAGCUCGAGAACCUCGCCCUGGAGGCGCGCAUCAGUUCAGCCUCGUUACCCCUGCCGGAUCCCAGGCCUCGUCUUGUUACGAGACCAACCACGCCCGUGUCGGCGGGGUUACGUCCCUCCGAGGCUACGAGGAGACACUCUCACCAUGUCAAGACGCUGCUCAGCCAGGGCGAGAUGACGCAUCUGCAAAAGACGCGACUGCUCCGGCAAAACUACUUCCGCUGCCAGACCGCCUUCUUGACGGCGCUUGAGGACAUCUCGAACCGUCUCGUCGUGGUACCAAAACCGGCUCGGCUGAGCGCACUCCGCGCCGAACUCGCCCUCAUCGCACGGGAUCUCCCGGCAGAGGUUGAUAUCCCGGUUCUCUGCCCCCCCGACCUGGUGGAUGGUUCCCCAUCCAAGAGCCGCCACCACAGAAUCGUCCGGCUCAACCCGGCCGAAGCAACCGUCUUGAACAGCGCCGAAAAGGUGCCGUACUUGUUGAUGGUGGAAAUACUCCGUGACGACUUCACAUUUGAUCCUGACAGCCCGGACAACCAGAGACUGCUUACAACCUUGCUGGACGAACAAGGGACACGGAAGCGGAUCUUCGACUUGUCUGAGUCGAGCAUACCGACCACUUCUCGGGCACCAGAGCCAGCCGUCGAUAGUGUGUUUGAGCCGUCAUCUGGGGACCUCGGAAGCUCGCCAAUGCUCCGGCCCGAAGACGACGAUGAGCCGUUCGGAACAACGCCGACCCAGUCUAACUUUUCGCUGCGCCUAUCCAACACUAGCACCCCGGGCCCCGGCUCCUGGGACAAGACGACACCGCGCAGCUCAGGAGGUUCCUCCGAGUCGCUCAGCCCGCCCCUCAACCGGAGGAGGUUGACGCUCACUAACGCCCGCCACAACUCGGUGGAUCAGCCGGAUUUCUCAGCGCUCGCGGUGCACAUGCGGACGGCAUCGCAGAUGCUCGCGCAGCUGGACGCAACCAGCGGCAAGCGGCCCCGGCAAGAAGUAGCAGCCAUCAGAUCGCGCAUCAUUGCCAGCAUGCAAAGCCUAGAAGAACAGAGCUUUGAUUUGGAUGAUGGGCAAGGGCCGACAUUCGACACCAUCAUGGCCAGAGCGCAGGCAGCCGCCGUAACGGAGGCAGCGACCGACACGGACAGGACCGAAGUGGCGGACGACGCGACCGUCGAGCCAAACCUCAACGCCAACGCAGGCAUCGACAGGAUGGAGAACGACAUCAAGACGGGCGGGCUCCAACGGAAGGGCGACCGCGACGACCCUAGCGCGGCGGUCUUCGGCGAGGCCUGGGAGUCGAAGAAGGAGCGGAUCCGCAAGUCGUCGCCCUACGGGUGGAUGAAGAACUGGGACCUCGUCAGCGUCAUCAUCAAGACGGGCUCGGACCUCCGGCAGGAAGCCUUCGCCUGCCAGCUGAUCCGCGUCUGCCACAAGAUCUGGGUGGACGCCGGCGUGCCCGUGUGGGUCAAGCUCAUGCGCAUCCUCGUCACGGGCGAGUCGUCGGGCCUGAUCGAGACCAUCGCCAACGGGGUGUCGCUGCACUCGAUCAAGCGCAGCCUGACGCUGGCGUCGAUCGAGUCGGGCCAGAACCCGCGGCGGCGCAUCGCCACGCUCAAGGACCACUUCGUCAAGGCGUUCGGCAUCCCCGAGGGCGACGCCUUCCGCGCGGGCGUCGACGCCUUCAAGCGCUCCCUCGCCGCCUACAGCGUCAUCUCGUACGUGCUGCAGCUCAAGGACCGCCACAACGGCAACGUCCUCAUCGACAACGAGGGCCACAUCAUCCACAUCGACUUCGGCUUCAUGCUGUCCAACUCGCCCGGCUCCGUCGGCUUCGAGGCCGCCCCCUUCAAGCUGACCUACGAGUAUGUCGACGUGCUGGGCGGCGUCGGCUCGCCCGAUUUUGAGGAUUACAAGAGCCUCUGCAAGCAGGCUUUCCAGGCCCUCCGGCGGUCGGCGGACAACAUCAUCGACCUAGUCGCCAUGAUGGGCCGCGAAUCCAAGAUGCCGUGCUUCGGCGCCGGCGUCACGCAGGUCACGACGGCGCUGCGCCAGCGCUUCCAGCUGCAGCUGAGCGCCGACGAGGCCGAGCAGUUUGUCGAGACGGACCUCAUUGCCAAGGCGGUGGGCAGUUAUUAUACACGACUUUAUGAUACCUUCCAAUAUCGGACGCAGGGAAUCUACUAG
This is a messenger RNA of Chaetomium fimeti, 4806 nucleotides long. RefSeq names its product phosphatidylinositol 4-kinase-like protein. The record is from RefSeq and is a predicted model, not a curated record. Gene Ontology annotation, cellular component: membrane; cytoplasm. Gene Ontology annotation, molecular function: 1-phosphatidylinositol 4-kinase activity; transmembrane transporter activity. Lineage: Eukaryota; Fungi; Ascomycota; Sordariomycetes; Sordariales; Chaetomiaceae. The transcript is spliced from 16 exons. Gene Ontology annotation, biological process: transmembrane transport; phosphatidylinositol-mediated signaling; phosphatidylinositol phosphate biosynthetic process. The coding region runs from base 1 to 4806 and encodes 1601 amino acids.